AUGUCCGUUCCAAAUCAAGCAAAGACAAGAAGAAUUGCAGUCCUUGGUGCUCGUGCAGUGGGCAAGUCUUCCUUAGUUAUUCAGUUUUGUGAGAAUCAUUUUGUAGAUAGUUAUUAUCCUACCAUCGAAAAUACAUUUACAAAAACUAUAAAAUAUCGAGGAAAUGAAUACACUGUAGAAAUUAUGGAUACAGCGGGUCAAGAUGAAUAUUCUAUCCUAUCUUCUCAUCAUGCUACUGGAAUGCAUGGUUAUGUUCUUGUCUAUUCAAUAGCUUCUAGAUCUAGUUUUGAUAUGAUAAAGAUUAUCAGAGAUAAAAUAUUGGAUUUCACAGGCUUAGAAGGUGUUCCAUGUGUCGUCGUAGGGAAUAAGUCAGAUUUGAAUAUUCAAAGACAAGUGUCAACAGAAGAAGGUAAAGAGUUGGCUCAACAGUGGAAUUGUCCUACCAUCGAAACAUCCGCAAAACAUGACGAAAAUGUUUCUAAAAUAUUCGAUUUACUUAUCGCUCAAAUUGAAAAGGCGAAUAAGCCUCCAACUGAAGAAAAAGGUGGUUGUGUUAUUGCAUAA
Molecule: messenger RNA, 564 nt
Organism: Rhizopus microsporus ATCC 52813
Lineage: Eukaryota; Fungi; Mucoromycota; Mucoromycetes; Mucorales; Rhizopodaceae
Exons: 5
Coding region: 1-564 (187 amino acids)
Biological process (GO): small GTPase-mediated signal transduction
Cellular component (GO): plasma membrane
Molecular function (GO): GTPase activity; GDP binding; GTP binding
Source: RefSeq, a predicted model, not a curated record